Molecule: messenger RNA, 1647 nt
Organism: Merops nubicus (carmine bee-eater)
Lineage: Eukaryota; Metazoa; Chordata; Aves; Coraciiformes; Meropidae
Gene: PLBD1
Product: phospholipase B domain containing 1
Exons: 10
Biological process (GO): phospholipid catabolic process
Cellular component (GO): extracellular region
Molecular function (GO): glycerophospholipase activity
Source: RefSeq, a predicted model, not a curated record
AAAUCCGCUAUGCAACGGUGUACUGGAACAGAGCUGAAAAAACCCUGCAGGUCAGGAAUGUGCUGGACAGGAGUGGGGAUGCCUAUGGGUUCUACAACAACACUGUGCAGACAACAGGCUGGGGAGUUCUGGAGAUCAGAGCAGGCUACGGCAGCCAGACCUUAAGCAAUGAAGACAUCAUGUAUGCAGCUGGCUUCUUGGAAGGCUACCUCACAGCUCCGCACAUGUAUGACCAUGCUGCAAACAUGUACCCCCAGCUGAUCAAGAACCCCACCGUUCGGAGUGGGGUGCAGAACUUCAUGGAGAAACAAGAUCAAUGGACAAGACAACAAAUCAGAAAUAAUAAGGAUGACCCCUUUUGGAGGCAUGCUGGCUAUAUUAUUGCACAGUUGGAUGGUCUGUACAUGGGAGCCCUCCAAUGGGCUAAACUACAGAAACAAACACCACUGAGCAUGUUUGAUGUCCAGUUUCUGAAUGCAGUUGGAGACCUGUUGGACCUCAUUCCUGCAUUAUUUGAGUAUUCUUCACGGAGUGGACAGUGCAAUGUGGAGCCAGGAGGCCAUGGGAAGUACCAGUGGGACAUGGGUCACUGCUCUGCUCUCAUUAAGGUUCUACCUGGAUAUGAAAAUAUCUAUUUUGCCCAUUCCAGCUGGUUUACAUAUGCUGCCACACUGAGAAUAUAUAAGCACUGGAACUUCAAUAUAGUUGAUCCAUACACUAGCACCAGCCGUGUCUCAUUCAGCAGUUACCCAGGGUUUUUGGUCUCCCUGGAUGACUUUUACAUACUAGGCAGUGGCUUAGUAAUGUUGCAGACCACCAACAGUGUGUUCAACCAAGCCCUCAUUAAGCAGAUCGUGCCGGAAUCCCUGCUGGCUUGGCAGAGGGUCCGCAUUGCCAACAUGAUGGCAGAUGGGGGCAAAGCCUGGGCAGAAACCUUCUCCAAGUGCAACUCGGGGACCUACAACAACCAGUACAUGGUGCUGGACCUGAAGAAGGUCAGGCUGCAGAAGAGCCUUGAUGAUGGUGCGCUGUACAUAGUGGAGCAGAUUCCAACCCUUGUGGAGUAUUCUGAUCAGACAAAUAUUCUCCGGAAAGGUUACUGGCCUUCAUACAACAUCCCUUUCCAUGAGAAGAUCUACAACCUCAGUGGGUACUCAGCAUAUGUUCAGAAGUAUGGCAUGGACUUCUCCUAUGAGCUUGCUCCAAGGGCAAAAAUCUUCCGCCGAGACCAAGGCAAGGUGACCAGCUUGGAGAGCAUGAAGUACAUCAUGAGAUACAACAAUUACCAGCAUGAUCCUUAUGCUGAACGCAAUCCUUGCAACACCAUUUGCUGCCGGGAAGACCUGAAUCCUUCUUUUCCAGUGCCUGCAGGCUGCUAUGACUCCAAGGUGUCGGAUUUUCGCCUGGCCUCAGCCUUCACAGCCGCUGCCAUCAACGGCCCCCCCGUGCAGGGCGGGCUCCCCGUCUUCAGCUGGCGCCGCUUCAACCACACGCGGCACCAGGGCCUGCCCGAGUCCUACAACUUCCCCUUUGUCACCAUGAGGCCCAUCCUGUAAACCCAGCAUCAGUAUUCCCAAACGGAUUUUUUUUUUUUAAUGGAAAUUUUCAUUCCUGUGUGUAAUAAAUGGAGCUGGAUGCCCACAUCCC